Thecamonas trahens ATCC 50062 is the source of this 2739-nucleotide messenger RNA. RefSeq lists its product as uncharacterized. The transcript has 3 exons. The annotation marks the transcript as partial. NCBI's taxonomy places the organism in Eukaryota, Apusomonadida, Apusomonadidae. Gene Ontology annotation, molecular function: lipid binding. The record is from RefSeq and is a predicted model, not a curated record.
GGAUGUCGAGGGUGGUGGUACCUUCCGAGGCAACGCGGUCGCGCAAGGUGGCCAAGGCGAUCAACUCGGAGCUGGAGGCCUGGCUCGCCGACGACGAGCGGAGCAUGAUGGAUAGCCGGGCAAAGAAGAAGGUCCGCCUGGCGGCGGCUGCGUUCAUCAAGGCGCUCGAGCAGGAGCUCGAGGCCAACACCGAAGUGGUGGAGAUGAUGUAUGAGGAGGACGAGGGCGCCGGCGACGACGAGAACACCGCCCCGAGCUUCACAAGUGGCCAGUCGCGGGUCGGCACGGCGGCCGAUCACGACGCUGUCGCACAGGAGAUCCGCAGCCUGCAGAACGCCGUUGCACUGCUUGCUGGUGAGGUCCAGCCCAAGCGGAGCGCGGUGCCGCACGCGCUGGCAAAGCCGGCCAUCGACGCCGCCCGUCGCGUCGCUGCCGCCACCUCGGCCGCGCUCGACUUGCCCAAGCUCGAGCUCGCCGCGCCGAGCAGCGGCGCCAGGCGCGGUGAGGCCAAGGACGGCCCACUCGCUCGCAAGUUUCUGGUCUUUGUCAACACCCUCCGCACGCUCUCCAUCGAGAUCGGGACCACGCUCGAUCGCGCACGUGACAUGCUCAAGGUUGUCGAGGAGAAGAUCUCGGCAACGCAGGCGGCCGAAGCUGGCAACGAGCGCGAGCAGGCUGCGCGAGCGACCCGCGAGGCACUUCGAGCCGAGGCCAACGUCACACCGCGAACAGCCGCCCGCCGCCGCCCACUCUGCCUUGUGCUCCUGGUUGCUGCUGCUGGGCUUGUGGCCGUGCCUGUGGCUGCCUUCCCAGACCCUGCCGGUCUCUACCUGGCACUGUCAGAGGCCUUUGUGGACGAGGUGGGGAGGGAGCUGUCUCUCAAGGUGGCGGAUACGGCCAAUCUCGACACAACGUCGCCAGAUGUGUCCGGAUCAGGUGGAGGCGUGUCGUACACCUUCUCCAACAUCCGAUACAAUGUAGCGCUGGAAGACUUUGCUCUCAAUGCUGCGGCGGCACCCAAGCUCUCGGCGUCGUGGGGGAAGCUCGGAUUCUCGAUUGUGUUCAACUACCACGUCCGCGCCGACGCCUGGCCGCACCCGAAGGAGUCGGGCAUCAUCGAGAUCAUGACACUUGUUCCGGUCCCACUGUCCGUCGACGGCGAGCUGACGUUCUCGGGGCCGAAUGUGGCGUACCUGGCUCAGUCGGUCACGCUUGAUACCGAGAGCCAUGUGGAGAUUCUCAUUCAGUGCUCCGACUCAAUCUGCGUCAUCCCGGUCGACAAGAUUGCCCAGGGAGUCGCCUCGAACUUUGUGGCCACCUUUGAGGCGACAGUGCUCAAGGUGGUCGGCGAGGAAGCGACCAAGAUUGUCGACAAGAUCGCAACCACGGUCGCGGUGCCAGACCUGGCCAUGGAUGUUGUCCUCACGGGUGCGUUUGGCACAGUCCCGGACUUUGGCGGCCUCGUCUUUGAGCUUGCCGGCAGCAUCGAGAACAAGCCCGGCGUCUUGCCGCCGUUUGCGCCCAAGGUGGUGCCACCUGCCAGCGCGUUUGCCAACAUCUCGACCGGAGUGGCAGUUGUCGGCACCGACUACCUGCUCUCAUCGGGCCUGUGGGCCCUGGCGACAUCGGGCAAGCUCUCAGGCGUCACCAUCCCGCCGCAGCUGGUGCCGGCCGACUCGCCAGUCAAGCUCAACACCUCGGAUCCAUUUUUUGCUGCCGCCGUUCCGGGCCUCUCCAAGUACCCGGGCCUCGGCAUCUCCGUCACGCUUGACCUAGUCUCUGCGCCGCGCGCCAACUACUCGGCUGCCGGCCUUGACGCCAGUCCGUUUACCAUCAACAUGACGUUCGUGGUCGAUGCCGCCCAGCCGGUUACCGCCUUUCAGCUGGUGGUGGAAAUGGACGUCGCUGGAAGCCUCGCAGCCACGCUGACGCCCGACGCCCAGCUCGAGCUCAAUGCCACUCUCGACUCGAUCACCUUCCCCUCGUCGGUCCUGGCGUUCUCGAAUGUCGGCACCGUCGCGGCUUCGCAGUUUGCGGCGCUCUUUGAUCUCCUCGGCUCGGCAGCGGCCAAGGCACUGCAUCCCGGCGCGCGUCUGCCGCUGGUCAAGGAUGUGAAGCUCGGGCCCAAGGCGUUCCUGACCUCAGGCGAUGGCUACUUUGUGGCGGGUGUUGACGCUGCGUUUACGCCGUCGUUCCCGUCGGCGCCGUGCGGAGGCGCACCCGGUGGCGUCUGCGCCGUCCACAACGUCUGCUGCUCGUGGGGCUGCUGCGCCACCGACUCGGGCGUAUGCUGCCCGACCUCUGGCCUCUGCUGUCCUGCCGGCUGGAUCUGCACUUCGACGGGCUGCUCGCAGGGCGGCGGCUCAUCAGGCGGCUCAUCGGGUGGCUCAUCGGGCUACUCGUCGGGCUACUCGUCGUCGUCAGGCUUUAUGUGAUCUUCGCAACGCGCGCCUCACCGCAGCUACCACUUGCAGAGGCAACUCGUGUUUACCACAAAGUACACAGCCGUGAGCCAGCAUCGAUCACGAGCGGUUGAGCUUGAACAUGUCGAUGAGAUGCGGCGACUUGCCAAAGACAGCGUGCGAGACAACGAGGUUGAGGAACUUGGUCAGGCCGAGCGCGCGCUUCUCCACAAACUUGGGGUUGAACCGUCCGAAUAUUUGCUUCGGCGGCAAGUUGGGCACCAGCAUCGUCGGGUGGGCCUCGACGAGCUGCGUCCGCAGGUUGUGAAAGUCCGAG